AUGUCUGGCAGUCCUGCUCCCCUAAUUCCCCCCUCAAAGGGCAUCCCAGUGCCCACUGCAGACCCGUCCGUCUGGGACCGGAUAACGACCUGGGCUUCAGAGCAUAAGGCCGUCGUCUACACCAUCGCUGGCGUCACUGUUGUCGUUGCUGGCGCUGGUGUCUUCUACUAUGUCAACAACAGCUCGGCACCCAAGGGCGACUCCACACCUAAGCUCAGCAAGAAGGAGAGGAGGAAAAGAAAAGAAGCCGAGCGAAAGGCAGAGUCUGAGAAGGAGAAGGCGGCCAACACCUCCAAAGAAGCUGUCACAGGGCCGGCGCAACCACCAGUUGCCAGUGUAGAGAGUGCAGAUGAGCUCCCAGAAAUCGACGAGACCACCGUGCAGACCCUGUCUGUAGAGGAGCGUGCGAGAACCGCUACCAAGCUGAAGGAGGCGGGCAAUAAGGCAUAUGGAUCUAAGGACUUCAACAAAGCUAUUGAGCUUUACUCACAAGCGAUCAUAUGCAAACCUGACCCUGUCUUCUACUCCAACCGAGCCGCUUGCUACAAUGCGCUUGCGAACUGGGAAAAGGUUGUGGAGGACACGACAGCAGCGGUCACAUUGGAUCCAGAGUAUGUCAAAGCACUGAACCGCCGAGCCAACGCGUACGAUCACCUGGGCAAGUACAGCGAAUCUCUAUUGGACUACACUGCUAGCUGCAUCAUCGACGGAUUCAAGAACCCAUCAAGCGCCGAAGCUGUCGAGCGACUGCUAAAGAAGUUUGCCGAGUCCAAGGCUAAGGAGAUGAUGGCCACGAAGCCUGCUAAGCUGCCGAGCCCGACCUUCGUCGGCAACUACCUGCAAAGCUUCCGAGUCAAGCCAAGACCAACGGGGCUAGAGGAUUCGAACGAACUGCCUGAGAGCACUGGCAUGGGACAACUACAAGUCGGCCUGCGAGCCCUCGAGGUCAAGACUGGCGAAGGCUACGAGGAGGCCGCAACUGCUUUUGACAAGGCACUGGAAUUGGGCGAUCUCGGCGAAUACGAGGCUUUCGCAUAUAACAUGCGUGGAACGUUCCAGUGUCUCCGAGGCAAGCAUGAGGAUGCUCUACUAGACCUGACGAAGAGCAUUGAGCUCGACCCGGCCAUGACCCAGAGCUACAUCAAGCGAGCUAGCAUGAACCUUGAGCUAGGUGCACCGGAAAAAGCAGAGGAAGAUUUCGAGGCUGCCAUGAAGCAGAACAGCGACGACCCCGAUAUCUACUACCACCGCGCGCAAUUGCACUUCAUCAAGGGUGAAUUCUCGGAAGCCGCCAAGGACUACCAGAAGUCCAUUGACCUAGACCGGGAUUUCAUCUUCUCCCACAUUCAGCUCGGCGUGACUCAGUACAAGAUGGGAUCUAUCGCUUCAUCGAUGGCGACAUUCCGCCGCUGCAUGAAGAACUUUGACAAGGUCCCAGACGUCUACAACUACUACGGUGAGCUCCUGUUGGACCAGGGUAAGUACCAGGAGGCCAUCGAGAAGUUUGAGACUGCAAUCCAGAUGGAGAAGCAGGCGAAGCCGACUAGCAUGAACGUCCUACCUCUCAUCAACAAGUCUCUCGCCAUCUUUCAGUCAAAGCAGGACUUUGCUGAGGCUGAGAAGCUAUGCCAAAAGGCGCUUAUUAUUGACCCUGAGUGUGAUAUUGCUGUUGCCACGAUGGCUCAGCUUCUCCUUCAGCAGGGCAAGGUGACAGAAGCGCUCAAGUACUUUGAGCGCGCGGCAGAACUGGCGCGAACGGAGGGCGAGCUGGUGAACGCACUGUCCUACGCCGAGGCUACCAGGACGCAGAUUCAGGUGCAGGAGAAGUACCCUGCCCUGGCGUCUAAGCUUCAGGGCAUGGGAGGCCCACCUGGCCUUCGAUAG
This is a messenger RNA of Phaeoacremonium minimum UCRPA7, 1884 nucleotides long. RefSeq names its product putative mitochondrial outer membrane 72k protein. Lineage: Eukaryota; Fungi; Ascomycota; Sordariomycetes; Togniniales; Togniniaceae. Gene Ontology annotation, biological process: intracellular protein transport. The record is from RefSeq and is a predicted model, not a curated record. Gene Ontology annotation, molecular function: protein binding; protein-transporting ATPase activity. Bases 1 to 1884 code for a protein of 627 amino acids. The transcript is spliced from 4 exons. Gene Ontology annotation, cellular component: mitochondrial outer membrane.